This is a messenger RNA of Colletotrichum gloeosporioides, 882 nucleotides long. RefSeq lists its product as uncharacterized. NCBI's taxonomy places the organism in Eukaryota, Fungi, Ascomycota, Sordariomycetes, Glomerellales, Glomerellaceae. The coding region runs from base 1 to 882 and encodes 293 amino acids. The record is from RefSeq and is a predicted model, not a curated record. The transcript has a single exon.
AUGCCGUCCAUCGCCGAGGAGCAUCCUCGGCUGAUGCUACCAGGCCGAAAGCGAAGACGAGACAACGAAACCGACCUGCAGAUACAGGGGCCUUUGUACGAGAAACUCGCCCAGUACUCAGCCAUCGCCUCGACGAACUGGAAAGCUGACGGCCCUUUUGGCAGGCCCAUUCAGCAGCAGCUGCAGCAGCAACAACUGCAGCAGCAGCAUCCAGACUUCUCCCCCCAAUUUCCCAGUAAUGGAAUCGUCUUCCAACACGGCAGCCUCGGCGACCAACAAUACCACAGCCUCGACGCCAUUCCUAGAAAGAUAGCGCCGCUGCCUGGUUCCAAGAGACAGCGCAUGUUCGACGAGGAAGACGAUAGCGCCGAGACGGCUGCAUGGGACACAGCAACAUCAUCGCAUAGGCAACGACGGAGCAAGUCGCCCUCAUCUCAACAAGCUGCCCGGGGGCACCAGGACCAGGCCGACACGGCCAACAAAUCAAGAACCCCGGCUUCGCUAAGCCCGUGCCACAUCUGCCAUCGACGGCCAACCAAGAAGUCGGACCUGGACUCCUUUGCGGACUGCGAGGGUUGUGGUCAACGGACGUGCUACGUGUGCAUCAGACAAUGCCAAGGCUGGAAGAAGGACGGCCGGCCUAGUGAUGGCGACGAAGUUGAGCAGGAGGAUAUGUCGAGGUCAUUCCACAUGGACGACGUUGACGACACACGACAACGACAGAGAAACGAGAGCGAGACUCGAAAUGGACAGGAGAAACGACAUGACGGCUGGACGGGCGGCGGGCACAGGACCAUGGUCUGCAGUCGGUGCUGUAUAGAGAAGGGCGCCGAGGGUGACGUCGCUUGUCUGGGUUGUCUGUCCCGGAUGGAAUCUGUUUAA